AAGAAAAGUAUCGCUUGGCACAUUGGCACAUACACCACAUACACUGGCAUCUUCUCAUCUCAAGCUUACAUUUCUUCGUUCUGGGUUCUUGCGAGUCAUUGUUCCGCUGCGCACUGUUGCGGCUGGUAUCAAGCAUCCCACCUACAAUAUCAGCUAUUCUCAGCUGUAUGUCGAGCACGAAGACUCCUGCUGUGUGGCCAGACUGGUAGAAAGGAGAAGGCUGCUGCGUCCAUCAUCAAUAUGGACGGCGAUCCGGCUGUCGACCCUAUCCUAGACACAUUCAGUUUGUGGCUUCCUCUCCCAUAUCGCGUCGCUAUAAUCAGUGUGUUUGGCAUCUGGGCCUGGGGUGCCAAUCUGCACUACCUCUCUCUCGUCAAAAUCGACGUACCAUCUUUAAUACGAUAUCCCGCGCGAACGCAUAGUCAUCAGCCUCGACACCAUGUCUCAACAUAUAGACUCGCCACCCUGCUCAGCAUUCCGCUGGCCAUCUCCCUCCUCCUUUUCUGGGUCCUCACGCGGGGCCACGCCAAUCUCGUAGAGCAAUACUCGCUGCUUCCAAAUCUAUACCUAAUCGUAGUAAUACUUGUGUUUGCCCUUCCGCUUCCGUCUGUAUCGCCAUCUGGCCGGUCGCGAUUCCUCCUCACCCUCCGACGCAUAAGCAUAGGUGGCAUCGCGGAAGCAGAUAAUGGAAAAUUUGGAGAUAUUCUGAUGGCUGAUGCGCUCACGAGCUACGCAAAAGUUAUGGGUGAUCUUUUCGUCGCGCUUUGCAUGUUUGUCAGUGGAAAGGGCAGCAGUACAAGCCGACCAGACCGAACUUGCGGAGGCGCGUUCCUCGUCCCAUUCAUUAUCAGCAUACCGAGUUUAAUACGACUACGACAAUGUUUGAUUGAGUAUUUGAGAGUUAGAAGAGCGAAUAAGCCAUCAGGUAGCAUUGGUGCCGCUGGGUGGGGAGGGCAGCAUUUGGCCAACGCGCUGAAAUAUUCCACCGCGUUUCCAGUCAUCAUAUUGAGUGCCAUGCAAAGAGGCUAUGACCCUGCAACCUUUCACAUGAGCGAGAAAGGACUUUUUCGGCUGUGGCUCCUGGCCGUGUUUAUCAAUUCUUUCUAUUCCUUUUACUGGGAUGUUGCCAAGGAUUGGGACCUCACCCUUUUCUCAAAGGAGCGCGACAACCCGGAACAUCCAUUCGGGUUGCGACGCCAUCGAUACUUUUAUGCGAAAGAGCUGUAUUACAGUGUGAUUAUCAUGGACCUUAUGCUGCGAUGUACAUGGAGUUUCAAGCUCAGUCCGCAUCUGGAUCACUUUAACGACUUAGAAGGCGGCAUAUUCUUGAUGGAAGCCUUGGAAGUCUUCAGGCGAUGGGUGUGGAUAUUCUUCAGAGUUGAGACGGAAUGGGUGCGAAACAAUCGCGGCCCUGCACCAGACGAUAUCCUUUUGGGCGAUUAUGAUACCAACAAGUACGACAGCGAUUGAAUGUACAUGCGUGAUAUAGAUUUUAGAGACAGGACGGUACGCAUAAUUAAUAGACACGACCUGAAUACUCACUGUCUGCCCAAGUACCUCGUAGACUCAAAGCUCGAGCUGCGUGAAUUUACCCCACAGUGGGGCAGCUU
Molecule: messenger RNA, 1610 nt
Organism: Pseudovirgaria hyperparasitica
Lineage: Eukaryota; Fungi; Ascomycota; Dothideomycetes; Acrospermales; Acrospermaceae
Product: EXS-domain-containing protein
Exons: 4
Coding region: 241-1470 (409 amino acids)
Cellular component (GO): membrane; cytoplasm
Source: RefSeq, a predicted model, not a curated record